This is a messenger RNA of Plasmodium gallinaceum, 489 nucleotides long. RefSeq names its product 60S ribosomal protein L24, putative. The record is from RefSeq and is a predicted model, not a curated record. NCBI's taxonomy places the organism in Eukaryota, Apicomplexa, Aconoidasida, Haemosporida, Plasmodiidae. Gene Ontology annotation, molecular function: structural constituent of ribosome; mRNA binding. Gene Ontology annotation, biological process: cytoplasmic translation. The transcript has 3 exons. Gene Ontology annotation, cellular component: cytosolic large ribosomal subunit. The coding region runs from base 1 to 489 and encodes 162 amino acids.
AUGGCAUCAAUUAAGACAACAGUAAAAACAGAAGCUUGCUCAUUUAGUGAGUACAGAAUUUAUCCAGGAAGAGGACAAAAAUAUAUUGCUAAAGAUGGAAAAGUUUAUUUUUAUUUAUCAUCAAAAUUUGCUUCUUUAGCAUUACAAAAAAAAAAAGCAGCUAAAUUAAGAUGGACACAAGCAUGGAGAAGAAAUAAUAAAAAAACUAAAGUAGAAACAACCCAAAGAAGAAGAUAUAAAAAAACUAUAAAAGUUCAAAAAGCUGUAUGUGGUUUAACUGUUGAAGAUAUUAGAAAUAGAAAAGCAUAUGUUCAAAGUAUUGAAGCAAAGAACAAAGCUCGUUUAGCAGCUAAGGAGAAAGAUGAUAAGAAAAAAGGAAAAGAUGAUAAAAAGAAGAAUAUAGUACACUUUCAACAAAAAAAAGAUUUUAAUAAAUCUAAUAGAAUAAACAUGGCCAAAACAAAAAUGCAUAAAAUGAUGAAGAAAUAA